Lucilia sericata (common green bottle fly) is the source of this 1145-nucleotide messenger RNA. Its product is annotated as enoyl-CoA hydratase domain-containing protein 3, mitochondrial-like. The record is from RefSeq and is a predicted model, not a curated record. The coding region runs from base 97 to 963 and encodes 288 amino acids. The transcript has 5 exons. NCBI's taxonomy places the organism in Eukaryota, Metazoa, Arthropoda, Insecta, Diptera, Calliphoridae. Gene Ontology annotation, molecular function: hydro-lyase activity. Gene Ontology annotation, cellular component: mitochondrion.
AUUUUUUGCACAAACAAUCAGAUGUUUUUGUUUUCAAUAAAUUUCACUUGUUGAUAAGACAAUAAUAGUAUAAAAUUAAAAAAAUUUCCAUCAAUAAUGUUGAAGGUUAUAACUAAUUUAAAUAAGCCACAAGCUGUGACCCAAAUUUGCAAAGCUGCCCUGCAUGUUUCCAGCACCAGAGCAGCUGCACAAACCUACACCGAAGUUACACAAUCCAAUGGCAUACGUGAGAUAUGUUUAAAUGAACCCAAAACACGUAAUUCCCUUUCCAUGGGUAUGAUGAAUUCCAUAUUGGAGGCUCUAACCAGUGACUGGCAAAAUAAGGAAUUACGUUGUAUUGUCUUAAGUGCCAAAGGACCGGUAUGGUCGGCCGGCCACAAUCUAAAAGAACUUAUACCUGGCAGUGAACAGAAUUGCCAGAAAGAGGUAUUUCAAAAGUUAACUGAUAUAAUUUUAAAUAUAUACAAAGCACCAGUACCAGUUAUAGCCAAAGUUAAUGGUUUGGCGGCAGCAGCCGGUUGUCAAUUAGUGGCUUCAUGUGAUAUUAUUAUUGCUUCAGAAAAGAGUAAUUUCUCUACGCCAGGCGCCAAUUUUGGGGUAUUUUGUUCUACUCCGGGCAUUGCUAUAUCGCGCGUUAUGGCCAGACCCCAAUCAGCUUAUAUGCUAAUGACCGGUUUACCCAUAACGGCACAAGAAGCCUUUACGGCUGGUCUUGUAAGUCGUGUGGUACCCGUGGCGGAAUUGGAAACUGAAAUGCAAAAAGUCACCGAUGCUAUUAAGCAUAAAAGUCGUACUGUUAUUGCUUUAGGCAAAGAGUUUUACUACAAACAAUUGAAUUUGUCCAUUGAAGAGGCUUAUAAAUUGGGAUCUGAAAAAAUGUUGGAAAAUCUUGGCUUAAAUGAUUGUCAGGAGGGCCUUCGUAGUUUUGUGGAAAAACGUAAAGCCCAAUGGAAACACGAAUAAAUAGAAGUAUGAAUGAUUUACAACUUUCUAAAGGAACAUUUAUAGCGACUAAUUUUUCAACUCUUCAAAUUUGUCAAAGUGCAUUUAUUAGUUUUUAUAUAAAAUCAUGAUGGUUAUAUUAUAAUGUAAAAUAAUGUAAAAAGAAAUAAAUAUGUAAAUAAAGUUUGAAAACAUUUUGUAAA